AUGGCGAGGCGAGAGGUGGCCAGAUCUGGCACAGGUCACCAUGGUUGUCGAUGGAAUGACAACGAUGGCAGGAGGGGUGAACCUCCAUGCGACGGGCCGCCUCCAUGGAGAUGGAGCUCCUUCUCCAUCACGUCCAGCGAGACUCGCCUCGUCGCUCCAUGGCCUCGUCUCGCCGCCGCUUGGAGUGUCUGCCGCCGUCACCGCCUGUUGGCCCUCACUAGGAAGGAGAUGACAAAUUCGGCGAGGCACGACCGCGGCGGAGGAGUGCCACCGGCCAGCGCGUGCGAAUCUACAUUUGCGGCAUCAUCCUCGUAUACAAGAGAAAUGAAGUGUUUGUCUCGAGAAGUAAUUUCCUGCUCUGCGUACACUUUAGAUGACUCUCCUAGAAGCACGGCGGGGGUAGCCAGAACAAGAGCGCACAGGGACACGGACGUGCAGAAGAGUGGUGGUUGGUUUGGGUUCAUCUUCGAUGCCAUGGAGGUCAUGCUCAAGGUAAGAGUGCAUGCACUGGAGCCGCAGCUAGCGACUUUGUGUGGGUAG
Messenger RNA from Hordeum vulgare subsp. vulgare (domesticated barley), 540 nucleotides. RefSeq lists its product as uncharacterized. The record is from RefSeq and is a predicted model, not a curated record. NCBI's taxonomy places the organism in Eukaryota, Viridiplantae, Streptophyta, Magnoliopsida, Poales, Poaceae. The transcript has 3 exons. Bases 1 to 540 code for a protein of 179 amino acids.